AUGAAGGCCUUGAGCUUCAUGGACCGUCACGGCUUUGACUCGGACGACGUGAACCAGCCCUUCGAGCGCCGUUUCGGCACAGAGGAGAUCUACCCGAUCCACGUGGCUGCUCAAGCAGGCGACCACGAUGCACUUCGAGCGCUGCUGGCAUCUAGAGCCGAUGCCGCCCAGCGCACCUCCCGCGGCCGCUCGGCGCUGGAGAUCGCCGAAGGGGGUCAGAACGCCUACGACGAGGCUCUCCCCAGUUGGAGUUCACACCCAGAGAACAACUAUGGAGUUCACCAGCUGUUUGUGCAUUCCAACGACCAAGUGCCUCCAUGA
Messenger RNA from Durusdinium trenchii, 321 nucleotides. NCBI's taxonomy places the organism in Eukaryota, Dinophyceae, Suessiales, Symbiodiniaceae. The record is from the annotation of a GenBank genome assembly.